Molecule: messenger RNA, 1322 nt
Organism: Fulmarus glacialis (Northern fulmar)
Lineage: Eukaryota; Metazoa; Chordata; Aves; Procellariiformes; Procellariidae
Gene: ATP6V1C1
Product: ATPase, H+ transporting, lysosomal 42kDa, V1 subunit C1
Exons: 9
Coding region: 1-801 (266 amino acids)
Biological process (GO): proton transmembrane transport
Cellular component (GO): vacuolar proton-transporting V-type ATPase, V1 domain; lysosomal membrane
Molecular function (GO): proton-transporting ATPase activity, rotational mechanism
Source: RefSeq, a predicted model, not a curated record
AUGCGAGGCCAAUACUGUACCACGUUCUUCCAGGGAGUAAACCAGAUUGACAAUGAUCUGAAAGCAAGAGCCUCAGCAUACAAUAAUCUGAAAGGGAACCUUCAGAAUUUGGAAAGAAAGAAUGCGGGAAGCUUGCUAACCAGAAGCCUUGCUGAUAUUGUAAAGAAAGAGGACUUUGUACUCGAUUCAGAAUAUUUGGUCACGUUAUUAGUGAUUGUACCGAAGUUAAAUUAUAAUGACUGGGUUAAGCAGUAUGAAACACUAGCAGAGAUGGUUGUACCACGUUCCAGCAAUGUACUCUUUGAGGAUCAAGAUAGUUACCUUUGUAAUGUCACCUUGUUCAGGAAGGCAGUGGAUGACUUCAAGCAUAAAGCCAGAGAAUUUAAAUUUAUGGUCCGUGACUUCCAGUAUAAUGAAGAAGAGAUGAAAGCGGAUAAAGAAGAAAUGAAUAGACUGUCAACUGACAAGAAGAAACAGUUUGGGCCUCUGGUUCGGUGGCUGAAAGUUAAUUUCAGUGAAGCUUUCAUUGCAUGGAUUCACGUGAAAGCACUACGAGUUUUUGUUGAAUCUGUUUUAAGGUAUGGUUUGCCAGUUAACUUCCAGGCAAUGCUGCUUCAGCCUAAUAAGAAAACAAUGAAGAAACUGAGGGAGGUUUUGUAUGACUUGUACAAACACCUUGACAGCAGUGCAGCAGCUAUCAUUGAUGCAACUAUGGAUAUUCCAGGCUUAAACCUCAGUCAGCAGGAGUACUACCCAUAUGUGUACUACAAGAUCGAUUGUAAUUUGCUGGAAUUCAAGUAAAAGUUCCCUAACAUGACAAUCUUCUCAGUGUUGGUGUAAACAAACAGAAGUGAGGUUGAAGUACAGUAAUACUUUUAACAUUCUACUAAUCAUAUGCUUGCUUCUUAUGUUAGGUGAAUUUAACACACAGUGGUCCAUCUCUAGACAUUUUCUUUUUAAAGAACAGUGUAGGUAAUCUGCUUUUAAUCAAUUAUGUCUGUAAAUGUAUAUUGAGAGAAUUGAAGUAUUUAUAAACAGAGUGUGAUUUAUUUAAGGAAAAGCUCAUUCCUCUUUCAUAUGGUGGUCUGUGUUAAUUCCAUUUACCAUUGUUUAUAAAAAAAAACUUGUUUACAGAAGAAUAGUGCAAAUGUUCAUGGCCAUUUUGUUCAUUUGAUUUAGUAGAUACAAUUGUGUUAACGUCGUUGAACUGUGAUGUAAAGUAUGUAAAAUUGGUAUGAAAUUGUGCUUUCUGAAUGGUUUAAAAUUACAAUCAAAGCACUGUAAACACAGGAAAAAAUAAACAUACCUGUGCAAAUGUGUCA